AUGGCAUUUUAUCUAAUACAGUAAUACCUGCUCUAUUUAAACUAAAGGUUAUUACUUAUUUGCAUAACAAAAUAGAUCUAAUUUAUCAUGGUUAUUUGUGUCUCACAUUCUAACGUCGGGAACUACUGGUGGUUGCCGAUUGGUGAAUAUAACAUGCUAUCAUUAGUCUGUGUUAACCCAAGUUCUAUAGGCAAGUGGUGAAGGUGAAAGUAAACUGUAAAAAAGGUAAAAGUAUCAUAUUAGUAUCAUAUCUAUUGCUGUAGAUUAUACUCAUAUAGCCUCAUACAGUCAUACCCAACCUAUUUAUAAUAUGGUAUAAACAAGAUGUCUACAAUAUUAGUAAUUUAUGAUGGAUCGGUUCAGAUAAUUUCAUUUAAUCGUCCAAAUAAACUAAAUGCCAUAUCAUUUCAGUGCUACAAUGAAGUGACUAAAGCUCUCAUAGAAGGAGCUAAAAAUGAUUCUGUUUUUCUUACCAUAUUAACUGGUGUAGGAAAAGCCUAUAGUAGUGGUACAGACUUAUUUGAUAGUUCUGUUAUAGAUAUGGAAGAUCGUUUGAUUGCGACACGAGACUUUGUGAGAGCAUUCAUAGAUUAUCCGAAGCUGUUAGUUGCAUUAGUCAACGGUCCAGCAAUUGGCAUUGCGUGUACUACGUUAGGACUGUGCGAUCUUGUUUAUGCAACUAAAACAGCGACAUUUUCAUGUCCUUUUCACAGAUUGGGUAUUACUGCUGAAGGAUGUUCAAGUAUUACAUUUCCAUUAAUUAUGGGAAAAACUAGGGCCACUGAAUUUUUGUACUCUGGUAAAACAUUGAAUGCUAUUGAUGCACAGAAGAUUGGCUUGGUCAAUGAAAUUAUCAAUGACGGAAUUAGUGGAAGAAAUCAAUUAAUUAAAAAAAUCACAACUGAAAUAGCUUUGUAUAAAUUGCCUAUAGUGUACACAAAAUCAAUGAUGCUGAAUGGUGUGAUCUCUAAAGAUGAACUGCACAAAGCUAAUGAUAGAGAGAUUGAAAGACUGAUAGAAAGAUUCAAUUCAGAUGACUUUCAAAAUUCUAUUGCUAACUAUUUUAAACAAAGAAAGUUAAAGAAUAAGUUAUAAAGUAUUCCUUAAGAAAUAUGUAUUUAUAUGAUUGUUCGUUGUGAUUUAUGUCUUUCAAACAAUUUCUAACAUUUACUUUUACAUCACAUUAUAAUCAAUUUAUUCAUUUAAAAAAAUUGGUGCAAUAUCAUAUCUUAUAGUUACUCUGUUAAGCUUUAAUAGAAUAUAUUUUUUUUAAAUGUCAAUU
Messenger RNA from Acyrthosiphon pisum (pea aphid), 1282 nucleotides. RefSeq names its product enoyl-CoA delta isomerase 2, mitochondrial. NCBI's taxonomy places the organism in Eukaryota, Metazoa, Arthropoda, Insecta, Hemiptera, Aphididae. The transcript has 7 exons. The record is from RefSeq and is a predicted model, not a curated record. The coding region runs from base 325 to 1095 and encodes 256 amino acids.